Molecule: messenger RNA, 966 nt
Organism: Pistacia vera
Lineage: Eukaryota; Viridiplantae; Streptophyta; Magnoliopsida; Sapindales; Anacardiaceae
Product: F-box/FBD/LRR-repeat protein At3g26920-like
Exons: 2
Coding region: 1-966 (321 amino acids)
Molecular function (GO): protein binding
Source: RefSeq, a predicted model, not a curated record
AUGGAGGGUCAACAACAAACCAGAAGGAAAGGAAAAAAGAGUGUUGAGAUGCUGGACAGGCUAAGUGAGUUGCCUGACCCUAUAAUCCAUCACAUUCUGGCUUUAAUGCCCACGGAAUACGCAGUUAGAACCUGUGUCCUAUCCAAAAAGUGGAGGCAACAUUGGACUCAUGUCCAUAGUCUCAAUUUUAAAUACUACCCUUUUGAACGUUUCUGGCGCUUUUGUCGAGGAGCUAAAAAGUUUGAAAGAUUUGUCCGUUAUGUUCUGCGUUGCCGCCAACCCUGUAAGCUUCGUAGACUGAAGUUUCAUGGCUCAAGAAACUUAAGUUUCUGUAACAGAGUUUUUAACUAUGCUAAAUUACAUCGUGUCGAAGAGCUUGACACAGAUUUUUGUCACUUUCCCCCACGCUUUCUGGAAAGUCAAACUUUAACGACACUCACGGCCGUACAUACAUUGCCAUGCUCACUUGGAUUUGCAGCAUUGACAACUUUGCAACUCCAAAGUAUUAUGUUAGCAAGCGAGGAUAUCUUCUCUAGCUGCUUGAAACUCGAGGAUCUACUCCUAAUUAACUGUUCUUUGAAAGUCGAGGUUUUUAACAUAUCUACUCCACAGCUGAUUAGCCUAACCAUAUCAGGUUUAAGAGUUGAUUAUAAUUAUUGGCAUGAAGGCAACAGAAGGAACAAGAAAUUACUAGUGAUCACUGCACCGAGUCUUAAAGUCCUUUACUUUCGCGGAACGUAUCCACCGCUCUUGAGUCUGAAUAAAUGUAAAGUUCUUGACAAGGUGAGUAUUCAAAUGUACCCACCAGAUUGUUGCCGGCGUAAUAGAGAUAAUUGGAAGCAGGAGUGCAAUUCCGAUAUUCAAAGAAUGGCUGAAGGGCUCUCUCAUGUAAAAUCGCUCACAAUUUCAGUAUAUGUUCGUAAGGAGUCCAAUAAGGCAAAGGUUAUUCGACGUACCUCUCGUUGA